This is a messenger RNA of Aspergillus bombycis, 1191 nucleotides long. Its product is annotated as gelsolin family protein. The transcript has a single exon. Bases 1 to 1191 code for a protein of 396 amino acids. The record is from RefSeq and is a predicted model, not a curated record. Gene Ontology annotation, molecular function: actin filament binding. Lineage: Eukaryota; Fungi; Ascomycota; Eurotiomycetes; Eurotiales; Aspergillaceae.
AUGGCGCCUCACGAAGGACUAGUGCACCCCAAGGAAUAUGACAUCAAAGACAGCAAUGUGGAGCUGAUCGGAUCCGACCUGGACCAUCGGGUCAAGUACAAUUCGGCGGCCACGGAGCCAGCCUGGAAAAACGGUCAGAUCGGACAGGAGGCCGGACUGUGGAUCUGGCGGAUUGAAAACUUCGAGGUCGUGCCCUGGCCCAAAAGCCGGGCGGGCGAGUUCUACGACGGAGACAGCUACAUCGUGCUGCACUCGUACAAAGUCGGAGAUGACAAACUCGGCCAUGACAUCUUUUUCUGGCUGGGCAGCAAAACCACCCAGGACGAGGCGGGCACCGCCGCGUACAAGACGGUGGAGCUGGACGAAUUCCUGCACGGAGCCGCGACCCAGCAUCGGGAAGUCCAGCAGCAGCCGUCCGAGGAUUUCGUGUCGCUGUUCCGUCGCAUCACAAUCCGGUCUGGCGGCGUCGCCUCCGGAUUCAACCACGUGGAAGAAGAAGCCCCCAAGGAGGUGACGACGUUGCUUCGCGUCUUCAAGCAUCCGGGCGCGGGCCGGAUUGACUCCAUUAUUGUGUACGAGGUGGCACCCAGCUGGCAGAGCCUCGACGACAAAGACGUCUUCGUCUUGGACAAGGGCGACAAGAUCUGGGUUUGGCAGGGCAAGACCUGUAGCCCGAUGGAGAAGGCCAAGGCCGCUCAAGUGGUGAACGACAUGACGCUGGCGAAGCACGUCGACGUGGAAGUUCUAUCCCAACUGGAGUCGCGAUCGAAGAUCUUCGUCGACCUGUUAGGGGGUAAGGGGGUGGGCCAACUCUCAUUCCAGGCUCCCCGUCCGGUCUCAUUCUCCCAGCGAUCCCACGAUGCGAGCGGUGCGGCGCGUCCAUCCAAACUAUUCCGCCUCAGCGACGCCUCGGGCACGCCCUCCUUCAAUCUCGUCAAGGAUGGCGGGCCCGUUCGCCGGUCGGACCUGGACGGGAACGAUGUAUUCCUAUACGACGUGGGCAGCCGACUGUGGGUCUGGCAAGGGUCGGGUGCCAGUGAACGCGAGAAGGCGUUGUGGCUGAAAGUCGCUCAGGCUUAUGUUCGGCAUGUACAACAAACCCAGGACGAUUCUGACGCAUACUUGACCCCGAUCUCUAAAGUCGUGGAAGGCUAUGAAUGUCCCGCAUUCCUCAAAUGGAUCGAGGUUUAA